Messenger RNA from Spodoptera exigua (beet armyworm), 1617 nucleotides. The record is from the annotation of a GenBank genome assembly. NCBI's taxonomy places the organism in Eukaryota, Metazoa, Arthropoda, Insecta, Lepidoptera, Noctuidae.
AUGUCACUAAAUAAACUAGUAGGCGGAGACUGUGGGGGGAACAAUUCUCUAGUGCAACUAUCAAAUAUUGUGCGUCGUGAUGCUGGUCUAUCACAACCACUAUCUCAGGCUGACAGGUUUGUUAACGAAUUUAUGGCACAGAAUUCGCAGACACCACAAACCUUUAAUAUGAAUACUCUUCUUAAUAAUUUGCCUCAAGAAAACAAAGCUAAAACUACACCUGGUCCCUCGACAUCAUCUUACGUGCCAGAUGUUAAUACCCACAUGAACAGGUCAUGGACAGCAGGACCGUCUCCUUCCUUUAUGACACACAGUGUCAUGUCAAAUUAUCCUAUGAUGCAGCAGCCUAUGCUUCUCCCGCAUGCAGUGCCAAAGCCCAAUCUACAGGUACAAUUUAUCAAUGAAGCAGAAGUUGCAAAUCUGACGAGUGCUGAUGUUCAAGGCAAAGCUCAAGAGUAUGUUAAUACCAUGAAGAAUGACAGUGACAUCGAAUAUAAUGAGUUCAUGUCCUUUAUGAAAAAGAUAAGCGCUGGAGAAAUCCGCCUAGGUGAUGAUCCAGAUUCAGAUCAGACACAGAGAAAAAUGAGCAGGGAGGACAUAUUGGAUCAGAUGAGUGAAAAAUACAAAGAAGAGUGGGAGAAACUCAGUGAUGUUAAUAAUUACUGGGACUCCGAAGCUGCAAAUGGGAUUGCUAAAGAAUAUGCCUUUUCUGAAGGCAAUGUAAUGUUGGAAAACAAAAGUGCUCUUGAAAUAGGAAAGGAAAAAUUAAAAAUGGGUGAUGUACCUGGAGCUGUCUUGUGUUUUGAAGCUGCUGCACAACAGCAGCCAGAUUCAGCAGAGGCCUGGUACCUGCUAGGUACAACGCAAGCUGAAAAUGAACAAGAUCCUUGGGCUAUAACAGCUUUAAAAAAGUCUUUACAAAUUGAUCCUACACAACUAGAAGGCUAUAUCACAUUGGCAGCGGCAUAUACCAAUGAAAAUAUGCCUAAGCAUGCUUACAUCUCUUUAAUUAAUUGGCUAAAAGCCAGUCCUAAAUAUUCUAAUCUUGUGCCAGAAGACAUAGACCCAAUGAAAUUGGAAGUUAAAGAACUAGAGAGUCAUGUAAAGUCAUUGUAUCUUAAAGCAGUACAUUCAAAUGUUAAUGAAAUCGACCCUGAUGUUCAGAAUGCUAUGGGUGUAGUUUUCAAUAUCAGCCAGGAAUAUGACAAAGCUGUAGAUUGUUUCCAGACAGCUUUAAUGGUAGCAAAGGAUAAUGCAAAGCUUUGGAAUAGAUUGGGAGCCACUUUGGCAAACAGUGACAAAUCAGAGCAAGCUGUGGAUGCCUAUCGUCAGGCCCUGGGUUUGGAACCUGGAUUUAUACGAGCCAGAUACAAUGUUGGAAUCACAUGUAUGAAUUUAGGGGCUCACAAAGAGGCAGCAGAGCAUUUCUUGGUGGCACUCAACCAACAACAUAAAGCUAAGAGCAUGUUUCCUGAAUCAGCUGCUACUGACACUAGUUCUUCAACAAUUUGGACAACUUUGAGGAUGGUGUGUGCCUUUAUGGGAGAACACGAUAUUGCAACUUUAAUCGAUGAGAGGAACUUGACUGAACUGAAUAAAGCAUUUCAGAUAGAAUAA